AUGAAUAAUUCUUCAAGUGUAUUUAAAGUAGGCUCAUCAUCUUCAACGGGCCCUACAAAUACAGGUUCCUCAAGUUCCAUUCCUUCAGGCUCCCUUGUAGAUGAAGAGACCAUGAGAAAAAGAAUGAACCAAAACUCUAAUAUUCCAAUACAUGAUGUUUCUGGAUCUCAAACGAACCCUAUUUUCAAUAUACCUGAAAUUACGAAUCAAACGACGAAUCAAUACGUUCUGAAUUGGACAUCGGUCAGUCAACAGCAGUUUCAAUUACAGCAACAACCACAGCAACUACAGCAACAGCAGCAACAAGUACUCAUUCAGCAACAAGAUAUUUCUCAACCACAGACACAAAUUCAACAUGAGAGUGAUACGCAGAGGGCUCCUCAGGAAUACCAACAAGGAGCAAACACUCAAUCUAAUCAAGGAAGAAUAUUUUUUAAUCAAUCAGAAUAUCAAGUACCUCAAAGUAUGAAUUACUCUACAGGGUUAGAGACAUUUCAACAAUCUGCCUCUAAUCAAAGCAAAGUGGAAGAAUCAGUUCAACGUAAGCAAAAUGAUCAGACUCAAUAA
Messenger RNA from Scheffersomyces amazonensis, 567 nucleotides. RefSeq lists its product as uncharacterized. Bases 1 to 567 code for a protein of 188 amino acids. The record is from RefSeq and is a predicted model, not a curated record. The transcript has a single exon. NCBI's taxonomy places the organism in Eukaryota, Fungi, Ascomycota, Pichiomycetes, Serinales, Debaryomycetaceae.